Molecule: messenger RNA, 4892 nt
Organism: Notothenia coriiceps (black rockcod)
Lineage: Eukaryota; Metazoa; Chordata; Actinopteri; Perciformes; Nototheniidae
Gene: phldb2b
Product: pleckstrin homology-like domain, family B, member 2b
Exons: 24
Coding region: 168-4433 (1421 amino acids)
Biological process (GO): regulation of microtubule cytoskeleton organization
Cellular component (GO): basal cortex
Molecular function (GO): protein binding
Source: RefSeq, a predicted model, not a curated record
CGUGUGUGUGUUAAUGUGACAGAUGAUUUAAAGUAUCUCCAAGACAUACACAGGUUGCUCAUGCUGCACAGGGAAUGUAUUCGCAGUCGGGACUUUGAUCACAGUGAAGCAGUGACAGACCUUUGUUGGAUUUGGAGCAGCUGCGUAAUUGCGACCUUUUCUGCACGAUGACAGAAGUGGCCAGUCACGCUUCAAUAAUGGACUGUGAGAUGAUGUUCCAGCCAGAGUCAGAUCAGAUGUCCCCAGUUGAACAUAAGUCUCCGUCUCUGGACCUGAUUGACACAGGGAAGGGUCUGAAGGUCCAGACAGCCUCUCCCCAUCUGGUGAGCCUGGGCAGCGGGAGGCUCAGUGUGGCCAUCACCCUGCUGCCACUCAAAGAAGGGGUGACCCGCAUUGGCCGAGAAGAUGCUCCAAUUCCUCAAGAUAUCACCAUCCAGGGAGCAGGCAUCGAGGCAGAGCACUGUCUCAUCUUCAAUGAAGGAGGAGUGGUGACCCUUGACCCUUGUGGUAACCUCUGCAGUCUGGAUGGAGUGCAGGUCACUGUGCCCACACCACUAACACAAGGUUAUUCUCUGUGUCUGGGUAAAUCCUACUUCUUUCGGUUCAACCAUCCAGAGGAAGCAACCAGAAUGAAAAGUAUGCUUCCACAAAAGAGCCCCGUGUCAGCUUUGGCCUACAACACAGACUACCUGAAGUUCAGCAGUGACUAUAGCCAUUCGGUGGUGGGUGGCACCGGCAGUUCUCGGGGGAUGCGAUCUGCCUCUGAGCUCCGGGACUUGAUGGACACCCUGCAGCGCAAGAAGAUCGCCCUGGAGAACAGCCUGAGAGCCAACGGGAACGCAAACCCCUCCUUCUUCAGCGUGACGCAGUCUCCUCCCACCACACCUAUCACGAGUCCUACCACAUCCUCAUCAUCCUACCAGGAGCAGGCGAGGCGCUUCUAUGGCUCAGAACGUUCGACCAUGUCUUUGAAAUCCCCUCCCCCUCUUUCCCCUGGACGAAGAUCCGACCCCUCUUCUUCUCUGUCCUCACGCUCCUCGGUCAAUCGUAACCAGGACAACUACGGCAGUAGCGAUAGCCGACGGCUGCACAACACGGGCUCCUCGUCUUCGCUGUCCACAUGGAACGGCGGAGGCUCCACCACCUCUGUUGAUGCCAGCAAUAACUAUCUCCUGUCUCUUCCUCCACCGUCAUCACGCACUCCAUCAGGAGGAGGUGCAGCCAGCAUGCCCUCAAGUCCCCGUCUUGGCCGCCGCAGUUAUGGCACCCAAGAGCCAGUGCCCAGCAGUAGGACCAGGAAAUACUCAACAGGCUCUCUUAAUGGCUUGACGGGAGGAGGGCACAGUCGCUCGCUGCCACGCCUCUGCCCCACCCAGUCUCCCCGUGACAACAACAACGGAGUCCUCACCUUGUCGACGCUGCCUCCACGGCGAUCCGAUGGCGCUGGCGGUUAUAAAGUGAACAAAGACUAUUACAAUAACAACCACAAUGCCAGCCCGGACCUCAACCACAACUCCAGCCAGCAUUCCUCCAACAGGAAUCAAAUCCGAAACACAACUCAGGGAGAAAGUGUUGUGUCUAUCUCCCUUUCCUCCCCUAAAAUCUUGCCCCCCACCACUUCCUCUAUCUCUGCCACCACUGCCCCACCGGAUGUGACCCUCCCAUCUAAGACAGGGGGCUCCUCUUCUCCUCGUGUGGCCAAGAAAGUCAGCCUGACCUCCACCAGCUCUGUGGGCUCCAUCAGCCCCACGACCUCCAACCCUCCAGAGCAGGAACGGCUGGUUAGCAAUGUGGUCUCCAGCGAGAGGGAGAGGCUCACUGCUGCCCCGGGGCUUGGAUUUGGAGAGAGGGGGUCUUCCUUUGGGAAGGCGGGGCUGGAGCCUUGGAUGGGGCUAGGUGAGAGGAGGCAGUCGUUUGGAAAGGCAGGAGUGAUCCCACCUGGAGGUUUCAGGGAACGAAGGGGGAGUAUCAGCUCACUGAGCGGGAAGGAGGAGCUGACCGACUACCACCAGCACCAAAAGGAGGAGAGACUCCGCGAGCAGGAGGUGGAGAGACUGGAGCGACAGCGUCUGGAGACCAUCCUGUCUCUGUGCUCGGAGCUGGGCCGGUCUGAGAGAGACGAAGGCGGACCCGCUCCCACUUCAGCCGUGACAGAUCUCCAGAAGAUCAACCAGGAGCUCGAGAAGCUUCAACUGAACGACGAGGACGAUGACGACACACCAUCGGUCUUUUCUGAUUCUUCAGCUGUUAACGGAACGGGGAACGGACACAUGGCGUCCCAUGGAUCAGAGAAUGGCUUCUAUGACGAUGAUCUGCCGGUACGACGGAGGCGCAGCAGUGGUCAGCGAGACGCCAGGGCCGAAUCACCUGCUGUCAGCCUGCGGAGCUUCGCCGCCUCACCUUCUCCACGUGCACAGAGGAACAAUGAGGCUUUUGAUGAUGCAGCUCGUCGCCGCGGACAGGCAAUAAGGGCUUCAGAGGAGGAAGUGAGGCGUGUAGAAGAAGAGAGGAUCCAAGUACUCAACAACAUGGAGGAGCUGGAGCAAAAGAUCAAGGAGCUGGACAACCAAAUAGAAGAAUCUGCCCAAGAGGUGGAGCUGGAGCGAGCUCUGGUCGAGGCUGAGCAGGAGUCGGAGGUAGCCGCUCUCCAGCAGGAAAGAGAUGCUCUGGAAGCGCUUCACAACAAGAUGACUGACCUGGAAUCCAAGUCCCAGCAGGAAAAAGAAAAGGCGUGCGAGGUGCUACAGGCAGAAAGGGGCAGAGUAGAGAGGUUGGCUCAGAUUGUGUGUGAGCAGCGCUCCCAGCUGGACAGCUGCCCUGAGGCCACCAAGGAGCCCCUGCAGGAGCAGCUGGCCCGGGACUGUGAGGUUUUGGAUGCAGAGUCAAAACGCUUCGAGGACCUGGAGUUCCAGCAGCUGGAGAAAGAGAGCAGGCAGGACGAGGAGAAGGAGACGCACACACAACAUCUUCUCCGGGAGAUCGCAGACUUCCAGCGGAGCAGUGUGUCUCGCAAGGAGCGACUGUUAACUCUUAAGAAGCAGGCAGUGCAGAUUACCCAGCAGGCUCAGCGAGAGAAAGAGAGCUUCUUGAAGGAGAGAAGCACCCUCGAAGCAAUGCUGCAAAGAGAGAAAGAAAACCUCUCCAUGCUGGAAAGGAAAUAUGCUGAGCUCACUGGUGGCCGAGGUUUCACUCUUAGAGAGGGCUAUGUCACAGUCAGUGAAAUCAAUGAGCUUUACUCACAGCUUGGGGGGGACCCUAAACCCGCCCCUGCCCCCGCUCUGACCAAUGCCUCUACUGAGUCCGGGGGGAAGCCCUCCUCUGACGAAGACACCCCUAAACCACCGGAGGACGAGCAUUUCCGUUUGCUGGAAGAGAGGAAAAGGUCUGAGAGAGGAGGGGGGUCCCAUCUAAGUGACACAUUACCCAGGAAGAAAACCACACCUAUGAUGACCCCCCAGUUCACCUGUGCCACACUGGGACGCAGCUACCCUACCAAGUCCCAUCAUCCCCUGGUACAGAGCACAAGUUGUGGCAGCAUUCUCCCAAGAUUUCUCUCCUUAUCCAACAAGGAAGCUGAAUCUCGACAUCUGCAUAAAGCUCAGUCCGGGUCCCGAGUAGCUUCCCAGACCAACGUCUACCUCGAUGCCUUCGGGUACAGCGACAACCAGGCCUUCGACACGAUGAGUGUGGAUAGUUCUGACUCCAUUGAAACCAGCAUCUCUGCAUGCUCUCCUGAUAAUGUCUCCAGUGCCAGUACGUCAAAUAUGGCCAAGCUAGAGGAGAUGGAGCGACUGCUGAGAGAAGCCCAGGCAGAGAAGCACCGCCUCAUCGAAAACAAGGAGCAAGAAAUGGAAGUGCGAAUGCAGGCGCUGGACGAGGAGAGGAAAAGAAGGGAGGACCUGGAGAAGAGGCUGCAGGAGGAGACGAGCAGACGGCAGAAACUCAUAGAUCGUGAGGUGAAACUGAGAGAAAAGCAGAGGGCACAGGCCCGGCCGCUAACACGCUACCUGCCGGUGCGUAAAGAUGAUUUUGACCUGCGUGCUCACAUUGAGUCGGCGGGUCACAGCCCAGACACAUGCUUCCACUUAUCCAUCUCUGAGAAGACCUGCAGGGGCUACCUGAUCAAAAUGGGAGGCAAAAUCAAAACCUGGAAGAAACGCUGGUUCGUGUUCGACCGCAACCGACGCACACUCUCCUAUUAUUCAGACAAGCAUGAAGCCAAGCUGAAAGGAGUCAUCUACUUCCAAGCAAUUGAAGAAGUGUAUUAUGAUCACUUGAAGAAUGCUCACAAGAGCCCGAACCCCUCCCUGACCUUCAGUGUAAAGACUCACGACAGAGUUUACUACAUGGUAGCUCCCUCUCCUGAGGCCAUGAGGAUCUGGAUGGAUGUGAUCGUCACAGGCGCUGAGGGAUACACACAGUUCAUGGUGUAGUGAAGGAUACGCAGCGUUCUACGCCUCUUUGUGGCUUUAAAGACUACAAUUCAUUUAGCCUCCGGAUGGAUGGUUGUAUCAUCUGUGCUGGAGAAUGUUGCGUUUUGUCCACCUCGUUCACAAGAUGAGCACGGUUUUCUAUCAUAUGCGGAGAAUUCAUGUGAAAUGGUAAGCAGAUCAUUAUUUGGAUAUUUUACGGCCAUGGGUUCAAUCCAGAGACUUCAUGUAGUAAAGUAGAUCUGAAUGUGCCGUUGUGCCCUCAACGUGUUGUUUAAAGACAUAAAUGUUAAUAACAUAUAUUUUACAUGAGCUUAUUACAACCUAUGUUCUUCAGAGACGAGCAGAUUGACUCCAUUUGGGUCAUAAGAAACUUUUUACAAAGGUUGUUUAAUGUGGAGAAGCUUUAUCUGUAAUAUAUCAUUAUCAACAUCAUGAUUGUCCUUUAUGAUCAACUAAAAA